AUGUACUCACAGACUCUCUCUCUCUCUCUCUCUCUCUCUCUCUCUUUCUCUCUCUGUGUAACGAGAAAUGGACGGUCUAAUCAAGGGUUUGAUGGACGUGGCUCUUGGCCACGACCAGAAAGAUGACGAAUCGAGCGCUGAGCCCCGAGAUGAACGAUCUAGAUCCAGCUGGGCGCAAGUGGUAUCCGGAGAGCAGGAUAACAGUGAUCAAGCGAGCAAUGAUCACUCGCAUGGUUAUCGUCCUACAAAUCAGUGGCGAAAACAGGAAAAGAGCGAAGGAAUCAAUGAGGAGUGGAGACCUUCAAGGCGACCUCCAAUGGAUGAUCAUGAAGGGUAUGGAAGAAAUGAAUGUGAUGAGCAACAUGAUUAUAAUCAAAAUCAAUGGGAUAGAAAGAAGGGAGGAGAAGAAAAUAAUGAUGGUUGGGAGACAGUUGUCGAAAAGCAUCCUAAGCGACCACACAAGAUUGAAAAGGAUCACUGGCAUGGAUACAAAAGACCUCCUAGUGAACAAGAAUACUCUGAUGGGGUUGAAAAUGAUGAAAAUUUAAUCCCUUCAGAAGAGGAGCUUGCUGACCUAUCGCAAGCUUGCAACAGGCUCUGGCAUCUUGACAUAAAUCGUUUGGUGCCUGGCAAGGACUAUCAGAUUGAUUGUGGUGAGGGGAAAAAGAUAUAUGAGAAGGAAGAUGUGGCACAAGGAAGCUUAUUUAGCUGGCUAAAGGAAGAUGUAUUAAGGAGGCGUACCUUUUCUCGUUUUUGUUCUCUGCUUGAUAACUACAACCCAAAUCAAGGGUGCAAAGAAGUUGUCACUGCUGAAGAGAAGCAAGAGCAAGCUGCUUUUAUAGAAGAAAUCAGCAGAACUGCACCCAUUAAAUACCUUCAUAAGCUUCUUGCAUUUAAAGGCAUUGUAUCUGAUGAUUAUCAUGAUUUUAAAAGAAUAUUGACAAGUCUCUGGUUUGAACUCUAUGGUCGAGGUGGUACUUAUGGUUCCUCUUCUGCUUUUGAACACGUUUUUGUUGGAGAAGUUAAGCAUCGUGGGGAACAAGAAGUUUCUGGUUUCCAUAACUGGCUUCAGUUUUAUCUAGAAGAAGCAAAAGGAAGGGUUGAUUAUCAAGGUUAUAUUUUCCCUCGGCGACGUGGGCAGAUUCCGGACUCUGAUACCCAGUUACUUACAGCUCAGUUCGAAUGGAAUGGAGUUCUCAAAUCUGUAUCAAGCAUUUUAGUUGGUGUCAGCCCGGAGUUUGAAGUUGCAUUGUAUACUCUCUGUUUCUAUUUGGGUGGAGAGGAUAACCAUGUAGAAUUGGGUCCAUACCCUGUUAAUAUCAAGUGCUACCGCUUUGGAGAUCGGAUUGGAUCCGUAUUUCCUAUGGCAGAGUGUUGAAUGCAUGUGUUUAGUAAAUGUAUGAAAAAAAUAUUAUGAGUAUGAGUGAUACCCUCUUGGUGAGAGCUUUUACUUUCUAAUAUGGUCGAAUGAACCUAAAUAAACUUGUUUUUGUACAUUUUAUGCUAGAUGUUGACAUUGUCAGCCAUUUAUCUUGCCCAGUAGGUGGUGUUUUAAGAGUGCUAUUAAUGCAGUUUCAUUUUGGCCUAAUGGUUGGUUAGGCGUGGAACUAUGCAAA
Molecule: messenger RNA, 1616 nt
Organism: Hevea brasiliensis (rubber tree)
Lineage: Eukaryota; Viridiplantae; Streptophyta; Magnoliopsida; Malpighiales; Euphorbiaceae
Exons: 8
Coding region: 68-1378 (436 amino acids)
Molecular function (GO): RNA endonuclease activity
Source: RefSeq, a predicted model, not a curated record